AUGUCAAAAACAACACACAUAGCUGUUAUUCCAAGUCCUGGUUUCAGCCACUUAGUCCCAAUAGUAGAAUUCACCAAAAGAUUACUCACAAACCACCCUAAUUUUCACAUCACUUGCAUCAUUCCCUCACUUGGCUCACUACCAGAUUCAUCAAAAUCAUACCUUGAAACAAUUCCACCUAACAUAAACUCAAUCUUUCUUCCACCAAUCAACAAACAAGACUUACCUCAAGGAGCAUACCCUGCAAUUCUAAUUCAACAAACUGUAACACUCUCUCUACCGUCAAUUCACCAAGCCUUAAAAUCUUUAACUUCAAAAGCACCUUUAGCUGCUAUAGUUGCUGAUCCCUUUGCUUUUGAAGCACUGGAUUUUGCAAAAGAGUUUAACUCUUUGUCUUUUGUUUACUUCCCUUGUUCGGCUUUUGUACUUUCACUUGUUUUACACUUUCCUAAACUUCAUGAACAAGUUUCAUGUGAAUACAAAGAUUUACAAGAACCUAUAGAGUUACAAGGGUGUGUACCAAUCAAUGGUAUUGAUCUUCCAACACCAACACAAAAAAGAUCAAGCGAACCUUAUAAAAUGUUUCUUCAACGUGCAAAAGCUUUGAAUUUUGUUGAUGGAAUCCUUUUUAAUAGCUUCUUUGAAUUGGAAUCAAGUGUUAUAAAAGCAUUGGAGCAAAAGGGUCAUGGAAAAAUCAGUUUUUUUCCCGUGGGACCCAUUACACAAAUAGGGUCAUCUAAUAGUAAUGGUGAAUGUUUGAAAUGGUUGAAAAACCAACCACAAGAUUCUGUAUUGUAUGUUUCAUUCGGAAGUGGUGGAACACUCUCUCAGAAGCAAAUCAAUGAGCUAGCUUUUGGUUUGGAGUUGAGUGGUCAAAGAUUCAUUUGGGUUGUGAGAGCACCAAGUGAUUCAGUUAAUGCUGCUUAUCUUGAAGCUACAAAUGAAGAUCCUUUGAAAUUUCUACCACAAGGAUUUUUGGAAAGAACCAAAGAAAAAGGUUUGGUUUUGCCAUCAUGGGCACCUCAAGUUGAAAUACUUAAGCAAAAUUCAGUUGGUGGAUUUUUAAGUCAUUGUGGUUGGAAUUCGGUUUUGGAGAGUAUACAAGAGGGGGUGCCAAUAGUAGCUUGGCCUUUGUUUGCAGAACAAGCAAUGAAUGCUGUUAUGUUGAGUGAUGGUCUUAAAGUGGCACAAAGGUUGAAAUUUGAAGAUGAAGAGAUUGUGGAAAAGGAGGAAAUUGCAAAGGUGAUUAAGUGUGUGAUGGAAGGUGAAGAAGGAAAGGGAAUGCGGAAAAGAAUGAUGGAUUUAAGAGAUUCUGCUGCUAAUGCACUGAAAUAUGACGGUUCUUCGAGACAGGCUCUAUCUCAGUUGGCUAGGAAAUUGGGAAGUUUUGGUGGGAAUUAG
Molecule: messenger RNA, 1401 nt
Organism: Lathyrus sativus (Indian pea)
Lineage: Eukaryota; Viridiplantae; Streptophyta; Magnoliopsida; Fabales; Fabaceae
Source: the annotation of a GenBank genome assembly